CGGCCAUGGCUCCUCACCACAGCACAACAAGCAACAAGCAAGCCUUCUUCCUGAUCCCUACUCGAUCAACGCAAGCUCGUCGUCGAUCUCUCUCCAAGCCCCACCAGCAACAUGUCGGACAAGUGCGGCAACUGCGACUGCGCUGACAGGAGCCAGUGCACGAAGGGCAGCAGCUAUGGCGUCGUCGUAGUCGACACCGAGAGCCGCGUCGAGCGCCGCGAGGAGGUGGUCGCCGCCGGCGAGAACGACGGCAAGUGCAACUGCGGCACCAGCUGCUCCUGCGGCUCCAGCUGCAACUGCGGCCACUGAAGGCCGCCGCCGCCAUGGCCUGGCUCCACCGUGCCUGUCGUCACAGCGUAUAAAAUAAUUAAACCGCCAUGCCCGUGUUGAAUACAUACGUCGUGUCCUAUGUACACAAGGACCUGGUGUGCGAGCACGACGCGCGGUAUCGUAUAUAUCGUGCUCGUCUCGGGAUACCUCGUGUACGUUGUGCCUAAUAAGAACCUGCCUGCGCCUCUGCUGCUGUCAUGUGACCAGCAACCUGUAGCUACCUACCUGCUGGCUGGCUGUGUGACCUAUAGCUAGCUAGCUAGCUAGCUUAGCUCCAGGGCUCUGUUAUGUGCAAUGAAAUCUACUGUGUGGUUUGACUACUAAAAAGUAAA
Panicum hallii is the source of this 662-nucleotide messenger RNA. Its product is annotated as metallothionein-like protein 3A. The transcript is spliced from 3 exons. Gene Ontology annotation, molecular function: zinc ion binding; copper ion binding. Gene Ontology annotation, biological process: intracellular copper ion homeostasis. The record is from RefSeq and is a predicted model, not a curated record. Lineage: Eukaryota; Viridiplantae; Streptophyta; Magnoliopsida; Poales; Poaceae. The coding region runs from base 112 to 309 and encodes 65 amino acids.